Molecule: messenger RNA, 252 nt
Organism: Puccinia triticina
Lineage: Eukaryota; Fungi; Basidiomycota; Pucciniomycetes; Pucciniales; Pucciniaceae
Exons: 3
Coding region: 1-252 (83 amino acids)
Source: RefSeq, a predicted model, not a curated record
AUGGCCUUACCACCAAAGAUCCUCCCACAAGCAUCAGUCAGCGUCACCCUUGCUCUGAGCAGUCCCUGUGUUCUUCAGCUCCUAGGCGGCCAAGCUCCUCAAAUGGCAGCUCAAACAAUCUCCAAGGCCACCGGCGGACGUGUGAUCUCAUCUCAAUCAACAUCGCUGUGUUUCUGUUCUCCCAGAGCUUCCACCUCCCCUUCUUCGACCAUCUCAGCCUCAUCACCCCCACUGAGUACUGGUCCCACUUAG